Molecule: messenger RNA, 845 nt
Organism: Protopterus annectens (West African lungfish)
Lineage: Eukaryota; Metazoa; Chordata; Ceratodontiformes; Protopteridae
Product: cornifelin homolog
Exons: 3
Coding region: 42-500 (152 amino acids)
Source: RefSeq, a predicted model, not a curated record
CAAAUGUACAGCCGGUCAUUCUGCAGCCUGUGUCCUCCCCUAUGUACAUCACUGUGGGAGAAACCAAACAUGACUGGAACACUGGCUUGUGUGACUGCUGUGAAGAUAUGGAAAUAUGCUGCUGUGCUUUCUGGUUCAUGAGCUGCUUCAUGUGUAAAACAGUCAAGGAGUUUGGAGAAUGUCUCUGCUUACCCUUAUUGGACCUAGAAGGAGCAGGUGCAAUUUCCUUAGCAUUUCGAUCUGCUGUCCGUGAGAGAUACAGGAUUAAGGGUUCCAUCUGUGACGACUGUUGCAAAGUGACCUGUUGCUCAUCCUGUUCCUGGUGUCAAGUGGCACGUGAGAUCAAACACCAAAAAAGGCCCAUUACCAUUAUAAAUGCCAAUGUCCACAUGGCUCCAGCUCCUGCCUUUUUCGAUGCAACAGUGCCACCAUCCUCAGGUUUUACAACCUACCCAACAGCACCACCAUCUAACUUAUAUCCACCCAUUCCAGCCAAGUAAUCUGCAAGUUAUAACAAACAUAAUUGAAAUGAAUAAGAUGCUUAAUUGACAAAUGUAUCGUUACAUUAUUUGCAAGUCAGAGUUGUGCAUAGUAAAUAAGCAAUAUGCAUACCUGUAUGAUAAGAUGAUUAAAAAGUCAUAGAAAAUAUGCAAUCACAUGCAAAUUAGAAUAGAUUUUCUGACUUCAUUGUGAAUAAGGCAUUGUUCCUACUAAUGGCCUGAACUUACCAGUAAUAUAUUACUUCUAGCAUAAAUGUUGUUAAACAAUAACAUUUUGAAUCUCUGCUUUAGGAUAAAUUUAUUAAUUGGAUUGAUUUUGGUGGACUUACCAUUUCUAUGGAUAAA